Messenger RNA from Sesamum indicum (sesame), 1468 nucleotides. Its product is annotated as putative CCR4-associated factor 1 homolog 7. Gene Ontology annotation, molecular function: nucleic acid binding; poly(A)-specific ribonuclease activity. Gene Ontology annotation, cellular component: CCR4-NOT complex. Lineage: Eukaryota; Viridiplantae; Streptophyta; Magnoliopsida; Lamiales; Pedaliaceae. The record is from RefSeq and is a predicted model, not a curated record.
GGUUUCGGAAGGUGAACAGAGAGAGGAGGGGGCCCCAUCCCAUCAGUGUUCAUCUUCUCUCUCUAGAAAUCACCUUUCUCUCUCUAAAUUAUUCAGGAAAACCCCAAAAAGAAAAAAAGAAAAAAGAAAAAGUAAUUGAGAAAUGCAAAUUUCCCUUUAGCCCUUCAUCUUGUUUUUUGCUCCUCCCAUCGCCGCCUUACACACAUUAUCAUUUUCCUUCAUGCUCAAACCCUAACGCCCUCUUCUAUUUAUACACCCAUAUACAUACACUAUCUCUAGACAUACGUGUGUAUAAGUGCAGUCUGGUACUGGAUCUAGACAUUGACCAUCGGAAGAUCUUCUUCUAUCUGUCUUGAUCUUCAGAUUCGGUUCAGAAGCAGUGACUUUUUACAGAUCUGUUUUUGAGGGCUCUCCAGAAGUUCAAAUUUUGAAUGGUCAGGGACAAAGAUUUGCUGAAAUUGCUCUGAUUUGGUUUUUGGGAAAUGUCACUUCUGCCUAAGAGCGAUUCGAUUCAAAUCCGGGAGGUUUGGGCUGAUAACUUGGACGAAGAAUUCGCGCUGAUUCGUGAAAUUGUUGAUGAUUACCCUUACAUUGCGAUGGACACUGAGUUCCCUGGUGUCGUUCUCCGACCCGUGGGCAACUUCAAGAACUCCAGUGAUUUCCAUUACCAGACACUGAAAGACAAUGUUGAUUUGUUGAAGCUCAUCCAAUUGGGACUAACAUUUUCGGAUGAGAAGGGGAAUUUGCCUGAUUGCGGGACUGAUAAGUACUGCAUUUGGCAGUUUAAUUUCCGGGAAUUCAAUCCCAAUGAGGAUGUCUUUGCGAAUGAUUCCAUUGAAUUGUUGCGCCAGAGCGGCAUUGACUUUGCAAGGAAUAAUGAGAAGGGCAUUGAUUCCCGACGGUUUGCGGAGCUCUUGAUGUCGUCAGGGAUUGUUCUGAAUAAUAACGUGUAUUGGGUGACGUUCCAUAGCGGGUAUGAUUUUGGGUACUUGCUCAAGCUCUUGACUUGCCAGAACUUGCCCGAGACACAGGCGGGGUUCUUUACUUUGAUCAAUAUAUACUUUCCAGUUCUUUACGACAUCAAGCAUUUGAUGAAGUUUUCUAACAGCCUCCAUGGUGGGUUGAACAAGCUUGCUGAGCUGUUGGAGGUGGAGAGAGUUGGGGUUUGCCAUCAGGCGGGUUCAGAUAGUCUGCUCACUUCGUGCACCUUCAGGAAGCUGAAGGAAAACUUCUUUAGCGGUUCUCUAGAGAAGUACUCUGGUGUGUUGUAUGGUUUAGGUGUUGAGAGUGGACAGAGCUAAUAGGUGACAAAGGUUUCAAAAAAAAUAAAAAAAAAGAAAAAGAUGUGAAUUGUAAGAGUUUAUGAAACUAAGGUGUUGAGCACAGUUUGUUGAUGAUGCCACACUUUUGUACACUUUCCAUGUGUUGUAUUUGAUGAAAUUAAAUAUAUAUCCCGUUUUCUUCUUCA